Knipowitschia caucasica is the source of this 222-nucleotide messenger RNA. The record is from the annotation of a GenBank genome assembly. Lineage: Eukaryota; Metazoa; Chordata; Actinopteri; Gobiiformes; Gobiidae.
AUGGGGUGGAAACUAUAUGAGACCUUAUGUGAUCGUCCUCAUCCUCAUUUGGACGGGGGGGGGGGGGGGGGGGGGAGGGGGGGGUGGGGUGGGUGGGGGUGGGGUGGGGGGGGGGGGGGGGGGGGGGGGGGGGGGGGGGGGGGGGGGGGGGGGGAAAGGGGGGGGGAGGGGUACCCGGAUGACCGGAACUGCACGGGCCUGAACUUCUACCUCAGUCUGUGA